AUGCGAAUCUUUAUAUUUUUUACCGUUGGUCUGCUGUUACUUACUUCAGUGGAUAGCAAGUACACCUGUAAAGUAGUUGAAGACGCUAAAACGGAUGAUGGUCUUCACUCAACAACCCCUCCGGAAAGACCAUUUAAUGACAAACAUUUGAAAUUCAUCUUAAUAUAUGACAAAAAAGUUCAGAAUAGUGUGGCGUACGAAAAACUCAAGCAUGUCGUGAAAUCUGCUUCUGAUUUCUGGUCACAAACACUGACUGUUAAAUUCGAGAAAUGGGAAAAUCUACUGGUAAAGAGGGAAUGUGUAAGCGGAAGCCUACAGUUAUCCAGAAGGGAAAAACUACCAGUUUGCAGAAGAACUGAUUGCAAGGAAGUUAAACUCUGUUACAAUUAUCCUGUACCUAGUAAUUUCUUGGCUGCGUGUUACUACAGAAAAUACGCUCGUAAUACGUUAAUUUAUCCUGAAGGGAGUGGUGUUAAGCCAAAUGAACUUGUUUUAUUUGUUACUAACGUCUUCAUUAAUCCAUGUGGAGGAGGUACAAUUGCCUGGGCUACACACUGUGAACGAGAUCCUCAGAAUAAAAGACCUUUUAUGGGCAGAGUGAACUUUUGUUAUGAUGCCAAUACAAUUAAAACUAUGAAUGAUAUAUAUUUAAUUGAUGUUACGAAGCAUGAAAUAGCACAUAUAUUGGGAAUCAGUCCCUCAAUAUUUGCAUCCCUGCCUGAUUUGGAACCGGCAUUUAGAAUAAACAAUAACCCAAGACCUGUUCAAAAUGUCACUCGAGAAUGGGUAACACCAAAAAGAAGAAUUAUCAAGAACAAAUUAGCAAUUCGAUUACCGAAAAUGCUUGAGGAAGCCAGAAAACACUUUGGUUGCGAUGAAUUAGAUGGAAUCGAAAUAUAUAGUGAUCAUUUUAGUCAUAGAAUACUUGGUAAUGACCUUAUGACAGCUCACAAAAUGGCAGCAACCUUGCUCUCGAGAAUAACUCUAGCUUAUCUAGAGGAUACAAACAUGUACACUGUGAACUACUCAAUGGCUGAUGACUUCAAAUGGGGAAAGAAUCUAGGAUGUGAUUUCGUGAUGAAAACGUGCUAUGAAUUCAUAAAGAAUAGAAAGUUGAAACGACAAGAUAUCCAACCGUUCUGUGACGAUCCCGAUAAAAGACGUUGUGUAAAUUUUGAUAAAGCUCGUGGUCACUGCAAUGUGUUUAAUCACCAAACACCUAUACCUGAUGAAUACCAGUAUAUGGAUGAGAAUUUUAAAGUUCCUGCUGAGAGCAGAAGCCGUUAUGGAGGAUGGGAUGCAAUGGAGUAUUGUCCAUUUGUAGAUGUUACUGGCACUCGCAGUGGUUUGCCUUCAGUAUGUCGAGAUCCAUUUCCAACGGAAUUAAAUAUAAGUUCUAAUAAUUUUCUUGAAGAAAUGGGUCCAGAUUCAGCUUGUUUUAAUUAUAAUAAAUGGAUCCAUGAAACCCCGAGAGCUAAAUACCAAUUCACUGGUGAAACAGCCUGUCACAGAUAUCAGUGUUCAAGGAAAGUUGGCCUUCAAAUAAUAAUCAAUAACACGCCAUUUGUAUGUCCUUUAUACGGUGGACUUAAGAAUAUUGAAGUUACUGUUGGAAGAGAUACAAUCACAGCGACUGUAAAUUGUCCUAGAUGCCCAGAUAUAUGCAAGAAUGAAUGUCCAUGA
Molecule: messenger RNA, 1683 nt
Organism: Trichobilharzia regenti
Lineage: Eukaryota; Metazoa; Platyhelminthes; Trematoda; Strigeidida; Schistosomatidae
Source: the annotation of a GenBank genome assembly